This is a messenger RNA of Manduca sexta (tobacco hornworm), 3309 nucleotides long. Its product is annotated as E3 ubiquitin-protein ligase RFWD3-like. Gene Ontology annotation, biological process: interstrand cross-link repair; protein ubiquitination. Gene Ontology annotation, molecular function: protein binding; ubiquitin protein ligase activity. NCBI's taxonomy places the organism in Eukaryota, Metazoa, Arthropoda, Insecta, Lepidoptera, Sphingidae. Gene Ontology annotation, cellular component: nucleus. The record is from RefSeq and is a predicted model, not a curated record.
UCCGAACGUCCAAAUCUCAUUGUUUUUCAAAAUGACAGUUUUGUGAAAAAAUAUCGUGAUUUUUUGGAUGAUCUGCAUUUCGCUUGCUUUUAGGAAGAAACAAAAUUUGAGUUAAAAAUUUGUUGUGUGUAAAGACGUUAUAAGUUCCAUUUAUAAGUAACGAAUUCUGAAGACAUAUUUUGUGAAAUAAUUAUUCUGUGAUGGUAGUGUAAACAAAUUGUUUUUAUCGUACUCUAAUGCUCUCCAAUCAUGAGUCAAUCACCUGGCUCGAGCCAGAGCCAGAGUAUCUUGGCACCACCGAGCCCCAAUAUUCUGGAGCCAGACUCGCCUGAAUGGCAACCAGCGUCAGUGACGUACACAGAACCUGUACACUAUGAAGGCAGCAACGAUUCCACGGCAACUAUAGCGUACGAGCCUGAUGCGAUACCGCCAGGAGAGUGGCUGCAACCGGAGCCAGUAGCCACAGACGAAAGUACCAGGCAGUCGGACGAGAACAGUCUCCAAUCGUUACCUGAAGUCCAUGCAAGAGACAGGCCUGAAACUGACGAGCCACCAGCGAAAGUUAGGAAGAUCAGCUCGCCGAAGUCAGAUGAUGAGUCUGCUGGUGAAAUGUGCCCCAUUUGUCUGGAUUCUUGGGGUAACUCGGGAGACCAUAGAUUAGUGGCGCUGCGUUGCGGACAUCUAUUUGGCCUAGAGUGCGUUGAAAGGUGGUUGAAAGCCCAGAAGAUUAAGGAGCGGUCGUGCCCCACGUGCAAAAGUAAAGCUUCAAUAAAGGACUUAAGGUUUAUUUACGCUCGACGUCUCGUCGCGGCGGAUACGUCGCAAAUAACACAACUACAAAAGCAAAUAGAGACGUUGCAGUCAGAAAAGAGUAGGACAGAAUUAGAGUUACAAAAGACUAAGAUAGCUCAUAGAGCGUGUGUGCUACAACUGGAUGUAUUGCGAAGUACCCUCAUGAAGUCCCAGGUGAGCAAAGAGCAGCGUCGAAGGUCUUGGAGGUUCGCGCUGGAGAAGAACCUGGAAAUCUCCAAGGACAGAGGCUGCAGGGUCAUGACCUACAACUGCAGGACUUAUGAGUUGUACGUGUCACAGAAAAGCACCAACUAUUUAUUUCCCGGUUACGGGAUAAGGAAAGUCAGUUGCAUCGACUAUAAACUGGGGCAGUUCGUGCAUCUGCACCCGAAGCCUAUUAGGGAUAUAACGUAUUCUCAACCCAGAGACCUAUUGUUAAGUGUGGGCUUGGAUAGUACGGCCAGGAUAGUGGAGCGAGGGAUCCCUAGUGUGACGGUUAACGCCGGGAUGCCGCUGUGGUCAUGCUCGUGGGAUUACCUGCGCAGUAACGAGUUCUACGUGGGAGGAGUCGGUGGUAUUAUCCACCAAUACGACGUGAGAAACCCCGGCACGUACCUCCAAAUGUUAUCGUCUCCUGAAGACAUUACUCCUGUAGUCUCGCUCUGUUCGACAGAAUUCGGACUGUUAUCGUGCCAGCUGACUUCGGGGAAGUUGUGGGUGGCUAACAUGAGGCGAUGGGAGUCGAGGGCGCUGCCUAUAUCCGGUUCCUUUAUGUCGUUAUGCUACGACAACGAAUCGCAUCGAGCGGUGGUAUACUCCAGACCCAGCGCAGGCGGCUUAGAACGCUCUAAACUAACCAUAUGUAAGUUGAAAGCCAGCGUGCCCAACGGGGAAGUUCUAUGCGAUGUAGAAGAUACGUUAUUCGGGUCGACUCGAUCCUCGUUGAUGUCGAGAGCGGCGUGGGUUAGGGCCCCCGGAGCGUCGUGGGUCGCGGCGCACUCGGAAUCCGAUUCGACUCUGUACUUACACGGCCUAGAUGGGUCAAGGACCAUGUUCCUGCCAGCAUCAGAACCGGCGCUGGACGUCGCCUCUGUCGAACUGAAUGGCAACACGAUUGUGGCAGCUCUCUCGGAGUCAAGACUGAGGUUGUACAAAGCCGUGCCGACAAACUCAUGACGACUGGAGAUUUAGCGUUUGCAAGAUCUGUGGACCUGCAAGGAUCUAGUGCUGUGAACUGUGUACUAAACGCGACGGAAAAGGCUCAAGGGCUGAACGAAAUUUAUAUAUUGUUAAUAAUUUAGAAGGAGAAAUUAUUGCUAGCGAUAUUUAGGAGUUUAUUGCAGCAUGCUGUUCAGACGCAAACGAGGUUUUUAUUUAUGCGUGGCAAAGAAACCACUGCACUUAAUAAGUGAAGUGGGGUCAAUAGAAUGUCGACUGAUGAGAGAUGAUUACCCCUCAACAGUCGACACAAUUAUGCCGGCCUGUUAUUAAAUACACAGCCGAACGUGACACACUUACAAACGUGGGCCACUAUGACGGGAUUUAAUAUUGACAUUGCGUUACUAAAUUAAACCACAGGCUAAUAUUCUUAAAAAUAACACUUUAUAAUAAGUUACUUGAGCCGUAGACGUAAAAAAGAAGUGUAAGUUUCGAACAAAAUAAAUAUUAAUAAAAAGUAAUUUUAAUUUUACGCGCCCUAAUGCCACUACUACUAUAAGAGAAUUUGUCGUAGCGAUAUCACACUUUCAAUCAGAAAUACACUCAUGCACCCACCAUAUUUUUGUUUGACUACAAAAUGAUCGAACAGUCAGAAAUAAAACCGUUAUUUUUGGUGAAAAUAUUCAUUCCUCGAUGAUUUUUGGCACAAUAUCAGUAAAGGUGAAGACGAGUAUGUGGUUUCAUUUAGUAACGCAAUGUCAAAAUACCUGUAUUAUGAUCGUUUAAGCCAGGCAAGUAUUUACUGGUGGUAGGUCUCUCAUAUGUGAGAGUCCGCCUGGGUAGGUACCACCGCAAUGUCUAUAUCUGCCAAACAGUGUGUAGUCACUGUUGUGUUCCGGUUUGAACAUUGUAGCCAGUGUAACUACUGGACAUAAUGAGACUUAACAUCUCAUGUCUCAGACGAGCGCAGUGGAAUACCAAACACUUUGUAAUUCACGGUGUUGGUGUUUCUACUGUUUAUGGGCGGUAUCGUUGACCAUAAGGCGAACGGCAAGCGCAUCUCGUCAUUCAAAAUAAAAAAAAGUAUUGCCUGCGCUCGCGCAUGUUAACGGUACAAAAUUUAUAAACAAUAAUUACUAUUAUUGCCAGCAAUAAUUGAUUGUCAAAAGUGUUUAAGGACUUACUUUUAUAAUCGAAUAUUUUCGUAGAUUAUGUUGCAGUUUGGAUGUAAUUUGGAAGUGUUUCCAGUUUCGCCCGUUGAGCCUCUUCGAUCCCGUUUUGAUGCUGCCAUUUGAACUUGGUGAAUGUAAUGUAAAUUAAUAUAAGUCGAUAUUAAUAAAUGUGUAGUGUGUUCAUUCA